This is a messenger RNA of Cololabis saira (Pacific saury), 906 nucleotides long. Its product is annotated as protein NLRC3-like. Bases 1 to 906 code for a protein of 301 amino acids. Lineage: Eukaryota; Metazoa; Chordata; Actinopteri; Beloniformes; Belonidae. The transcript is spliced from 3 exons. The record is from RefSeq and is a predicted model, not a curated record. Gene Ontology annotation, molecular function: protein binding.
AUGGCCAUCUUCAUCGAGGAAAGAGGUUUGUACCAGGACAAGGUCUUCUGCUUCGUCCACCUGAGCGUCCAGGAGUUUCUGGCAGCUCUUCACGUCCAUCAGACCUUCGUCAACUCUGGAAUCAACUUGCUGGACGAACAGACAAGCUCUUGUGCUCUUGAGACGACGGGAGAUACAGUUGCAGAGUCACACUUCUACCAGACCGCCGUAGACGAAACAAGCUCUUGUGCUCUUGGGACGACGGGAGAUACAGUUGCAGAGUCACACUUCUACCAGACCGCCGUAGACGAGGCCUUGCGGAGUCCCAACGGACAUCUGGACCUGUUACUCCGCUUCCUCCUGGGUCUUUCGAUGCAGAACAACCAGUGUCUCCUUCGAGGUCUGCUGACUCCAAAAGAGAGAUCACAGAUCGGCCAGAAUACGGCGGACUACUUGAAGAGGAAGAUCACAAAGAACCAGUCCGCAGAGAAAAGCAUCAACCUGUUCCACUGCCUGAACGAAGUGAACGAUCGAUCUCUGGUGGAGGAGAUCCAGCGGUACCUGAGGUCGGGAAGUCUCUCCACAGAUGAACUUUCUCCUGCUCAGUGGUCGGCUCUGGUCUUCAUCUUACUAUCGUCAGAGAAAGAUCUGGAGGUGUUUGACCUGAAGGAAUACUUUGCCUCGGAGGAGGCUCUGCUGAAGCUGCUGCCGGUGGUGGAAGCCUCCAGCAAAGUCCUACUGAGCGGCUGCCAUCUCUCUGAGAGAGGCUGCAGAGCUCUGUCCUCCGUCCUCAGCUCCCCGUCCUCCGUCCUGAGAGAACUGGACCUGAGCAACAACGACCUGCAGGAUUCUGGACUGAAGCUGCUGAGUGAAGGACUGAAGAGUCCGGCCUGCACCCUGGAAAACCUGAGGUUAGAAUUCUGUUAA